Radiomyces spectabilis is the source of this 778-nucleotide messenger RNA. RefSeq lists its product as uncharacterized. The record is from RefSeq and is a predicted model, not a curated record. Gene Ontology annotation, cellular component: plasma membrane. The transcript is spliced from 4 exons. NCBI's taxonomy places the organism in Eukaryota, Fungi, Mucoromycota, Mucoromycetes, Mucorales, Radiomycetaceae. Bases 182 to 649 code for a protein of 155 amino acids.
UCUAAAUCAAAAAAAAGUCCUUUUUUGUCCUGUCAUAUCGGUUGGUCAUAGCUUAUUAACUGACCUCACAUACUAUACUGUUCACAGUAUAUAAAACCACGCUUGAACGGAAUAGAGCUCUUUCAAAUAUAUAAAUAGCCGGCUGGAUCCUGCUCAAGUAAUAGUUUUUUUCUCGUCAUCAAUGUCGGACUUGUUAUCAAAUCCCAUUUUUUCUGGGUUUCUUCUCGUUACUGCAGGUUGCACAUUGGCCCUUCAAGCAGGUUGUAAUGCUACUUUGACUCGCUAUGGAGGACGAUCAUUUUCAGGUGUUAUGUCAUUUUCGACAGGUGUGAUCUGCUGUUUGAUUUUCUUUGCUAUUGAUAUCAAUGCUUUGCACACACCAUUGCCCGAUGAAACACUCAAAUCUGCACCUGGUUAUGCGUGGAUCGGCGGCAUACUCGGCUGUUACUAUGUGAUUACCAACAUUCUAACCAUACCAAGGCUCGGAGCAGCCACAACAUUGGCUCUCUUUGUAUGCGCACAGAUCAUUAUGGCGUCCAUUAUAGAUAACUGGGGACUGCUGGGUGUUCCGGAACGACCUUAUACCAAAUGGAGAAUAUUAGCUUCAUUCGGCCUUGUUGGCUGUGUUGGCGUUAUUUCUAGAUACUAACUGAAUUCAAAAUAAAUCCCAAGAUCUAUCAGAAAAGCACACACCGUAGCAGGAUCCCAAAAAGACAUGCCAUUUAUAGUAAUUUCUUCGCGCAGCGCGCCGAAUUUUAAAUAAAAAAAAAAAAAAAAA